Molecule: messenger RNA, 4330 nt
Organism: Leguminivora glycinivorella
Lineage: Eukaryota; Metazoa; Arthropoda; Insecta; Lepidoptera; Tortricidae
Gene: mus201
Product: DNA excision repair protein ERCC-5 homolog
Biological process (GO): nucleotide-excision repair
Cellular component (GO): nucleus
Molecular function (GO): DNA endonuclease activity; single-stranded DNA binding
Source: RefSeq, a predicted model, not a curated record
AAUAAAGUGUGGGAAAGAGUGGGCGUCUCGGCGUAGUAAAACAUUUGAUACGUUGUAGUGAACCAAACACAUAUUUAUGAACGUGAUGCGCCAGUAGCUAACAUUUCAAUUGCGACUGUGUGUGUGAUAAAUACACCGAGUUCACGAAGCGAAAAGGUUGCGUUGUGUGAGGAAGAGACCGACGAUUGACCGGAGAUUCCGUGGGAAACGUCCUAUGUUAUGUGUCCUAAUAUAUGUAUUUGUUAGUUUGAGUAUGUUUAUGAAACAAAAAGUGUGUUGUGGAAUUUAAUCGCGUGCGAUGGGAGUCACCGGCCUGUGGCGGCUGGUUGAGCCCGCGGGGAAGCCGGUACCAGUCGAGACUUUAGAGAACAAAGUGCUUGCCGUGGAUAUCUCAAUAUGGUUGCAUCAGGUUGUGAAAGGUUAUCAAGAUGCCAAAGGAGCACCUUUACCAAAUGCCCAUCUCAUAGGUCUCUUCCAGCGCCUCUGCAAGCUGCUCUAUUUCAGGAUAAAGCCUAUAUUUGUUUUUGAUGGUGCAUUUCCAGAAUUGAAAAAAGAAACAAUUGCAAAACGGCAAGAUAGUAAAAACAAGUACCAUUCAGAAUCUGAGCUUAAAAAGGAGUUGGCCGUCCUUCUCAGCAAGAAAACUGCAAUUGGUAGCUUGUUGGGAAAACAGAUAUCUCCGACUAAGAGAACUAACCCAAUUAAUAAAGAGCAAGAUGACAUGUUCAAGUUGCCUGCCUUGCCACAAAAGGAGGAAUCUGAGUCAGAGUCAUCAGAUGAUGAAGACACAUCAAGUGGCUCCAUUGUUGAUUUACAUUCUGUAGACCUUCAGUCUGACAGUUUCAAGAAGUUGCCAACUAAAGAAAAGUAUGAUCUGCUUAUUGAACUGAAGGAAACAAGAAAAAUGAAUUCCUGGGGUAAACUUCACACACUGCCAAAGAAAAGUGACAACUUUUCUGACUUCCAAAUGCAGAGAUUACUAAAGAGAAGAAAAGUACAAGAAUGUAUAGAAGAAACAGAAAAAGAAAUGGGAGAUGUUGGUAUGUCAAUGAAUGAAUUGGAAUCAUUACUGAAUGAAGAAGGUAUUGACACGAAAAUAGAUAGUUUACCCACUCGCCGCAUCGCGUCCAAUAAUAACACUAGAUACUUACUCAUUAAUAAUGUUAGAGAAGCUUUGGCAAAAGCCAAAGAAAGAAAUGAAGUAGAAAAUAAACCACAGACAAGCACAGAAGAAUCCAUAGAAAAACCAGCUAAACAUAAUGAAUUAGAGGAUGAUCUGCAAAAAGCCAUACAAAUGUCUUUGGAGUCUGAUGAACCUAAUACAAGUGGAUGUCAAUCUAAGACUGACGAGUCUUGGACCUCAGUUUUAACAGACACAGAUUACUCAGAUAUUCAGAGUGAUUCUGAAGAAGAACUAGAACUGCCUGAUAUGUCUACUGCAAAAGCUUACAUUAUGCAAUAUAGUGAUUACACACAUAAAGCUAUUGAAAAAAUCGUAACUAAACGAUCAAAAACUGGAAAAACCAAAUCGAAGGUACCUGAGAUAAACCAAAUAUUACAGGAAAUAAAUAGUGAAAAGUCAAUAAUAGCUGAUAAUGUUGAACUAUCUUCAAGUGAUGAAGAGUCAGGUCCAGAAAUAAUUAAUUCAGAAAACUCGGACAAAAAGAGUAUUGAGGAUGAGAAGCAAAAUACACUGGAUGAAACAGAUGAAAAUAUAGAAUCCACUCAAGUAUCAGUUAUGUUUGUUGAAAAUACUGAACCAGAUGUAAUAUCUUUAGACUCCGAUGUUGAAGAACCUAUUGGAGAAACGCAAACAAUUAAUGUAAUAGGCAAAAAAUCUAUAGUUAGUGAUAAAGAGUCCAGUGGUGUUGAGGAAUUAGAAAAAGUACCUGAUAAAUCACAAGAAACAGUGAAGACCGUAAAAGAAAGUAUUAAUAAUGCUAAGGAUUUAGAGUCUAGUGAUACUGAUGAUGAGUUUGAAGAAGUACCUGAAAUAGAAGAUAAGCUUCGCAAGCCGGUCGUAGAACUCACGCUAAAAGUGGAUGACAUUCCAAAUGAUGAAGAUGAUAUUUUUGCAGAUGUUUUUAUGCCCAUUGUUAAUUCCAAUAAUAUUAAGGAAAGCAGUGUCCUAAAACCCGUAAAAAAUACUUUAGAAAACAUUGUCCUUAAGAAAGAACCAAUUGAGAAUACAGUUAAAGCCCAACCUAAAUUAUCAGAAGUUAAUAGCGCUCAAAUAGCAACAGAAUAUGUGAAGCAUGAACUAGAAGACCUAAUUACAGAUGAAGAUGAUGAACUACAGAAAGCCAUACAAAUGUCUUUGGAAUAUAAACAGCCAAAAGAACCUUUAACUACUGAAAAACUAAACUCAAUGGUAGAAGAGAUUCAAAACGAGGAACAGGAUUUGAUACAAGAAAAAGGCAGACUGGAUCGUAUAGGAAGGAAUAUUACUGAACAAAUGACAAAAGAGGCCCAAGAAUUAUUACAGAUUUUCGGCAUUCCGUACAUUGUUGCUCCAAUGGAAGCUGAAGCGCAGUGUGCAUUUCUAGAAAGUGUUAAAUUGACAGAUGGCACUAUUACGGAUGAUAGCGAUAUUUGGCUAUUUGGAGGUCAGACAGUUUACAAGAAUUUCUUCAACCAAAAGAAACAUGUCUUACAGUAUGUCUCGGAAAGGAUCGAAAAGUCUUUCAAUCUAAACCGGGAGCAGUUAAUAUUACUAGCGCUCUUGGUCGGGAGCGACUACACAACAGGAGUGGCCGGCGUCGGCCCAGUCACAGCCAUGGAAAUACUGGCUUCCUUCCCUUUCAACAAGAAGCAAGUCCUAGCGGAAACCUCCAAGCAAAUCAGAUACGCGAAACUGUUGGAUGGCUUGAAGGAAUUCAAACUAUGGGUUAAGGCGGGAAAGAGGACGGACAACACAAGUUUGAAGAAGAAACUGAGAAAUGUUACGCUGUCAGAGGAUUUUCCUAGUAUUAGAGUUGUUCAAGCUUAUAUGGAGCCAAACGUGGAAAAAAGCGAGGACAAAUUUACAUGGGGAGAAUUAGACAUAACUGUGUUGAGGGACUACGCGAAAAGUAAAUUUGGAUGGUCUCAACAGAAAUUUGACGAGAUAUUAAAACCUGUACUAGCAAGAAUGAAAGAUAGGAAGAAUCAAAAGACGGUGCAUGAUUAUUUCAAAAGGAGAAUAGAGUUUCACUCGUUGGAGGACCAAUUGAGUAAAAGAGUUAAAGCAGCUGUGCAGAAAAUGGGUCCGGAAGGAGAGAAUGCCGAAGCAAAUGCUACUGACGGAGACAAUGUAAAACCUACUAAGAAACGAAAAAACCUGAAAACUUCAGCAGAAAAUGAAGCAGGGCCUUCUAAACCAAAACAAAAGAGAAAACAAGCAGAAGAUUCGAAACAUGUUGUCAAAGUGGUUGAAGUUAAAGAUGGUAAAACGGGCAUAGAAAUCAAUGUACCAAAGACUGAUAGGUAUCAAGAGAUUAUCCCACAAAGAGAGAAAGAUAAACGCCAUCUGCUUGAAAAUAAAAUGAAAGCUAUUGAGAUCUUCAGGAAAACCACAAUAGACCGUAAGCAAAAACCCAAGAAAAGGAAACCCAUUUUGCCGAAGGAUAAGGCAGAUUUAUCCGAGAGCAGCAGUAGUGAUUAACGUUGUUAUUGUUAUUUUUAUAUGGCACGUUACUUAUUUAUGAAGGUAAAAUAAAAAUAUUUUUUUAUAAAAUAGUCAAUUUUAUUGUUUACAUCAACUUUUUCGGUUAACUAAGCAUAGUUUUAAAAAUGAUUAAUUACAUUUAUUGACAAUAUUUGUAAACACACAGAUGAUAAUGCGAUAAAUAAAAUAAAUAUCACUAAAUUAUAUCUAUAACUUUAGCCGAAUUUGAUUUCCAAAAUGAUAAAGUUUUAAAUUUUAAGAAGUGCCUAGUGUACAUGUAUACAAAAUUAAAUUCCAUGUAUUUUUGCACAUAACUGCAUAGGUCAGCACUUCUCAAGUUUUUUUUUCACGUUAUUCCCGACUAUACAUAAGUGACAUACUACGCAUCUAAUUUCUUUUUGCAGAAUUUUCUUCUGAUUUAAUUUUAGAUAUGCUAUAAGUACUUAUUAGUUAUUAAUUAUAUUUAUUUCUAUCUAUCCAUCCUUUGCCUUUUUACAGUUAAAUUACGCGAACACAAUGAAACUGCAAAGCAAUAAAUAAAUCUUAGUAAGAUAAACUUUAAUCAUGCGUGACCAGGGUCUUAAAAAUUAUAACGAAAUAAUAAACUAGCAUUGAAAGAAGUUAAAAGUUUCGUUCCUCUCCUCUUUAGGACCUAUUUACACAGUGCGAGUAGCGAGAACUUAA